AUGGACCAGUCCCACAUUGUCACCAUACGGUACAACCUGGACAAAUGGCAUGAGGCCCAACUGAAUAGAGGAUCCGACUGGUCUUCUGCAAACAGUUCGCCUUCCAAAAUCAUCACAUUGAACUACCGCAAAGAUCGACUGGGCACUUCCACACCAGCGCUUUCUCCAGUGCCGUGGCUAAUGAAAAAGCGUGAGGAGCCCCGGGUUCGCAAGCCGAAAUAUGAUGAAAACGAACCUUUCCUUACAAGGCCAGUGGCCGAAUCCCUAGAUAGACUACGAGCCUACGAAACCUUCAUCAACCCUGAAGACCCAUUGCAUGCUGACAAAGCCUGGUACCACGACUUCACUAACGUCGCGCAGCGCCUUAAGCUCCUACGAGACACAUAUAAGGUGCUCCAGGCGGUGAGGAAAAAAAGAGCAAUGGGGGAGAGGGUCGACUUUCGCACUGCGCACGAGCUCAAGUCUCGUACGGGUAGUCCAGUGCCACUGGACGAAGAUCGCCAUCAUACGGGUCAAAGCGACGACGAAGAUAAACCACAAGCACCACCAGCUCCAGCGCCAGCACGCCGAGGCAGACCGAGGAAAAGAGGUGGUGCUGCUCGUGGACGUAAACCAGGCCCUAGGCUGCGAAAUGCCAUUCCUGCGCCAGCGCCAGUACCUACACCAACCAGAAGUCGCACCAGUAGACGGCGGGAGGCAGAGCUUAGUGAAAAGAGUAAGAAUACCACUGAUUCUCGUGCUUCAACGCCGGGGCCUAGCGAAGGGGUUAGUCAUGAUGAAACCAGCCAGCUUACACAGGUGGGGGCUGCUUCGCUGAGCCAGCCUAUGCCUGGCAAUGAGAUUAUUGUUCCUGAGCUCAUGCCGGAUAUGAAUGCUAUUUCGCAGCCACAAAGAGAUGGUACCAAGGCGGCGGCUCAGGAGCAGCCACAACAAGAGAUCCAAGGACAAUUCAACCAGGACUUGGACCAGCAGUUAUUUCAAGGAUUGAAUCAGGAAUUGGGGAAAGAGUUGGUUCCAGGCCAGCAGGAUAUUGGGCAGGCUGCCUUCUUGGACCAGAGUCAAGCUGCCGGGCCUGGCCAAUGGAAUCAGGCGGUUCCUGUGGAAAACUGGCAGGCCCAACUGGUACCUACAGGCCCCAACCAACUAGAAGAAUACUUUGCACAUGGCUACCCAGACACAAGUUCACUUUCUGAACUGACGGUAUCGAUCAUUGAAAACCUCAAACGAAAGAAUCCAUCUGGUCUGGUGCUCGCUUCGCUCUACAGUAGACCAGGAGGACUCAAUUUCCUGCCCCAAUGGGCGACCCAGCAGAAUGCCUUUGCGCGUCAGAAUCCCUCACAAACUCCAGAAAUACCUGAGCAUCCUCAAUGGCCAGAAGGACCCCGGGACCUGAGUUGA
This is a messenger RNA of Candidozyma haemuli, 1398 nucleotides long. RefSeq lists its product as uncharacterized. The transcript has a single exon. Bases 1 to 1398 code for a protein of 465 amino acids. The record is from RefSeq and is a predicted model, not a curated record. Lineage: Eukaryota; Fungi; Ascomycota; Pichiomycetes; Serinales; Metschnikowiaceae.